AGCGUGAGUGGCAAGAAAGACAACACACAGACGAACAAGAGGCUGCUCCAUCACCCUGCAUCCCAGACACUCACACCCAGUAUGAACAUGUCCAGCAGUUCUGCUCUGAUCCAGCAGAUCUAUCCCUUUCACGACGGCUGGAAUGUUGCCUGCUUCAUCAUCCUCCUCCUUUUCAUCCUCACCAUCCUCUCCCUCGCCACACUGGCAUUCCUCUAUGAGCUGCUGGACUGCGGCUGUUUCACCAAAACCAAAACCGUUCGUGACCUGCGCCGCCAGCGAGACGAAGUGGUUUAGUUGUAACCAUGGUGACAGCGGACACAGUCUCCAUAGGAACCACAACAGUAGAUUGGUGGAAAAGGCUGCAGAUUUGGACGGAGCUCUUCGUCAGAUUGGAGACCCUUAAAACACACCAGACACAUACAGAGACAGAAGCCCUCUACUCCCACUAGCUCUAACAGCAAUACACAGCACAGGUGUCUCCAUGGCUUAAAAUAUUACAUUUAGACCAGAAAGAGAGGGAAACACUUGCUUGUAUGCUCAUUGUCUCCUUAUAGUCUGCAUUCAGUAUUCCGGUACCAUUGUGUGAUGACUACAUGAAACUGUUGUAUUUUUUUAGAUGUGUUUACAUGAAUUUUUCCCUUUGUGUGGGAUGACAAAGUUUGUGACAAUGUCAGUAUUAUAGAAUUAAUAUUCUACAUACAUUAUGAUUCUACUACUUAAAGCAAAUAGCACACACGUUUGAAGUAAAGGGAAUGUUUGUAUGUGUACGUUUUUGUGAGAUUUAAUAUGUGAAUAAUAAUAGUUCUAUCUACAUCAAGAAGCACAUUAAAGGCCAAUAAU
This is a messenger RNA of Sinocyclocheilus grahami, 840 nucleotides long. It is a transcript of the gene smim18, whose product is annotated as small integral membrane protein 18. The transcript has 2 exons. The record is from RefSeq and is a predicted model, not a curated record. The coding region runs from base 82 to 294 and encodes 70 amino acids. NCBI's taxonomy places the organism in Eukaryota, Metazoa, Chordata, Actinopteri, Cypriniformes, Cyprinidae.